Messenger RNA from Amyelois transitella, 5103 nucleotides. RefSeq names its product innexin shaking-B (gene shakB). The record is from RefSeq and is a predicted model, not a curated record. Gene Ontology annotation, cellular component: gap junction; plasma membrane. NCBI's taxonomy places the organism in Eukaryota, Metazoa, Arthropoda, Insecta, Lepidoptera, Pyralidae. Gene Ontology annotation, molecular function: gap junction channel activity. The transcript has 5 exons. The coding region runs from base 677 to 1798 and encodes 373 amino acids.
GCCAGUCGACGGCAACGUAGCCACGCGCCGCUCGCGCCCGCUCCAGCGCGCCAAAUACCAACUUUUGAAAACCGAACGCGAUAUUACUUUUUAUUCACCAACAACUUCAAACUUUUUUUUUUAAUUUCGCGCCUCACCUACCAGUGUUUGAGAGUUCGAGUGGACGAGUGACAAUUGAAAUAGUGCGUAUGCAAUAACGGUGAUUUCUGAACGUGUUGAACGUUUAGCAACUAAUCACCGCGCGUAACCGUGUUUCAAAAAUAAAACGUUGCCGAUUCGAAAACGGAGCACCUCGAAGGUUAAUGACAAAAUAAAAAGCGUGCAUUAAAUUAUGUGUCUAACUAAACUGCCGGGGACUGGAUUCUUUGCCUUAACACUGCGACACAACGAUCAAUCCACCGAACAUUACAGAACCAAUGACCGCCAACAUGACCGCGACCGCACGGUGAAACAAAAUCGACAAUGAAACGAAAAAAAAAAUGACACAAACCCUUUCGCUGCUCAAGUUCAUAAAAAUACCGAAGAAGUUACACCAGCGUGAGACUUAGACGAACACUGCCGAACAGUGCCUUACGAUAACGAAAAAAAUAAUUGUGGUGCUCCAAAACAAUAAUAGAGUAACAAAAAUAAUGUUAGUGAAAAAAGACCGGACGAGGCAAAGACUUAAAUUUUUAAAAUGUUAGACGUGUUUCGUGGUUUAAAGAAUCUGAUAAAAGUGAACUAUAUACACAUCGACUCGCCUGUAUUCAGAUUGCACUACUCGAUUACUGUUAUCCUGCUGAUAUCGUUCAGUCUGAUUGUGACGACGAGGCAGUACGUCGGGAACCCUAUAGACUGUAUUCACACGAAGGACAUUCCCGAGGACGUGUUGAAUACGUACUGUUGGAUCCAUUCCACUUACACGUUGAAGAGUUUCUUCAAUAAGAAGGUGGGGGUGGAGGUGCCGUACCCUGGCAUCGGGAACAGCCGCGAGAAAGGGAAGGAGGAUAUGAGCGACAGGAAGAUCUACAAGUACUACCAAUGGGUGUGUUUUUGCCUAUUCUUUCAGGCAAUGUUAUUCUACGCGCCGCGAUGGCUGUGGAAGUCGUGGGAAGGCGGGAAGAUCAGGGCUCUGAUGAUGGAUCUGGACGUCGGGGUGUGUACCGAGAUAGAGAAGAAGACGAAGAAGAAGCUCAUACUGGACUACCUCUGGGAGAACCUGAGGUACCACAACUGGUGGGCCUACAGGUACUACCUGUGCGAGGGGCUUGCUCUUGUGAACGUUAUAGGGCAAAUGUUUCUGAUGAAUCGCUUCUUCGACGGCGAGUUCCUGACCUUCGGGCUGGACGUGAUAGCGUACAUGGAGUCCGAUCAGGAGGACCGUGUGGAUCCCAUGAUAUACAUAUUUCCAAGAAUGGUGAAAUGUACACUAUUCAACAAGUUCGGUUCGUCCGGCGAAGUGGAGCGGCACGACGCACUGUGCAUCCUCCCACUGAACGUAGUCAACGAAAAGAUCUACGUGUUCCUCUGGUUCUGGUUCGUGAUCCUCGGCAUUCUGACCUUCAUCACGCUACUGUACCGACUCGUCAUCAUCUUCUCUCCGCGCAUGCGCGUCUACAUGAUGCGAAUGCGAUUCAGACUCGUCCGGCGAGACAAUGUCGACACCAUAGUCAGGAGAAGCAAAAUGGGCGACUGGUACUUACUGUACAUCCUCGGCGAGAAUCUCGACUCCGUGAUAUUCAGGGACAUCAUGCACGAGUUCGCGAACAAGCUGAACCACAACUACCAGCAUCACAUCCACGGAGUACCGGACGCGUGACCUCCAAUUCCCGGGUGGGUGUUCCAUACGUGACUGACGUCGUUGCAGCGCGACAUGGACCCGCCCGUUUGAGUUGCGUCACACUUCAUCAAACGAGUGUUUAUUGAAACCAAAGAGAAAUUGAAGCCUCUCUUCGGACGUUCGAAAACACAAGCGGGCCUAGUUGGCUGCCCUGAGGCACCCCUAGCCUCAACUGGACAAUACAGCGGAGUGUAUCAAAGACUCUUAAAUCGAUACUUCUGCAAACGUUAAGGAUCGUAACAGUGCAAUUCUAAACACGCAAUAAUAGUUCGUACUUAAUCUUUAAGAACGUGAUCUCAGGAUGAAUCCUAUCGAAGGCCUUUUAAUUGUCAACAAUGACGGCUACCCGAUUAGUUAACUAGUGUUCAACUUUUAGAAGUAUUUUACUCAUAGUUUCGCUGCUCGUAGUGAUUGAUCGAUCAAAUCUGCUUCUCUUUUCUAUUCUAGCUAAUAUAAUCGAAUUAAGCACAUGAAUUAAAGCACACAACUUUAUCUUUUUUACACAAUUUCUCACUUGCCAAAGAUUUGUCAGACCAAAUAAUAAGGCAAUAACUAAACAUUACUCUAAGUAAAGUAGACUAGUAGCAUCUAAUCGAAAUUAUAAGGGAUAUUAGGGAAUACCAAUAAUAUUGAUGACCAUUGGUGAUUCAAGUGUCAUACGUUGUCUGGACAUGUUAACUUUUGAGUGCCAAAAGACAUAUUUCAUUGCAAAGCAUUCUGAGUUAAGUUUGUCAAAGUUUACCAUGGGAUAAGAUCCAUUACUAUGUGAAUUAUAUCUAAGUGGAUUUGAAAUUUCAGCUAACAUAUUCAGAUCUACAUUAAUGACUGAAUUAUGAAUUAACUAAAAUUAUAAUGUUGUUCUUUAAAUUAUUUCCCGGAUUGGGAGAAUGCUUGAGUCUAAAACGUAGGUUGAAUUGUAUCGAAAACUUAGCUGUGCCUAAUUCAGUACCUCGUGCUAGACGACUAUGAAUUUGUUGGAAAAUGUUGUGUUCGUAUGGAUAUUAAAAUUGUAGGAUUAUAAUAGGAGUGCUGCUAAACCAAAAGGAUUAAUUUCAUGUUAAAUUUGACAACCUGAUAAAGUUAAGUAUCUAACCUUAAACUUAAAAGAUAUCGCAAUUUCUAUAUUGAACCUUAAAACUGUAACAGUAAUACCUAUUUUCACGAGUAACAAAAGUACUGGCAGGGCUCUUGACUAUAAUCGGUGCGUCAUUUACAACAUAUUAUAAUUUCUUUUGGUUCAGAGCAUCGAUGUCAGGGUCUAGAUUAACGGACGGUAUUUCCAUAGCACUCAGACUUAUUUGUGGUAGGAUCAAUGUAGUUAGCACGAAUGCAAAUGCAAACCCGCCAAUAGACGGUAUGAAGUAACAGCAGACAUUUUAAAGACUCCAUGACAUGUUAGAUUCACGUAUUGACAAAGCUUAGGUUUUUAUCUCCUCUCUUUCAUCUUUGAGGGUUAACCACAGUGAGAAAGAAAGUGGGAAGACCUUAAGAAUGUUCGUGAAUCCAAGUCCACACACCAAAAGCAGGUCAGAAACAGCGCAAUUUGAAAACGAGCCCACAUUAAAUUAUAAUUAAAAAGUGUUUGCGCCAAUUAGUUAUCUGUGCACAAUUUUUAUAACGAACGAAAAAAAAAAAGAAAAAUCUUCCCGCCUUUUUUAUCCUAAGAAAAACUGUGGUCUCGAUAAAAAGAUGUGUAUUCGGAUAUUCAAAAAAAGGCGGAUAGGUUCAUUUAUUUCUAAUGCAGCUUUGACAGGUGGAGUCACUGCAUCACUGACAGCAAAAUUUUCGGUGCCAUAGCCAAUAUUCGUUUGUUUAUCGAACGAUCCGUUCGACACAACGAUCGCGACAAUUGCGUUACAUUGGCUAGGAAAUGUUUAUCGUUAUCUCUAAGACGAAAAAGAACUUCGACAUCGUUUCGUUAAGAAGCGAUACUACAUUGUCUAAGCCUCCAGUUUUCCAGUCUGAGUGCCAUCGAAAAACCAUCCGUCCGUCUAGAACCCUAAUGUAACUUUGAUUGUAACAUAUAAAGUAACAAUUUGGUUUGCUGAUAACUGCUAAACGUCAACGUAUAAAAUCAUUAGCAAUUUUCCCCCGAUAAAUUGUAAUUCUACUCGAUUAUACACACCUUUUCCAUUACUAUCACUGCAAACAUUUUAAUCCAAUCAAAAUUCUUCUAUCACACUUCUUAGAUCUUUAAAAGUUGUAACUUAACAUUUUAUACGUUGACAGGACCUACUCAUAUCAAUACAGAAAGUCUACACGAACCGAAAGUAUUUUUUAGAAAAUAAAUAAUUGUGCAUUAUUUAUAAGUGCUUCAAUAAAAAAAAAGAUGUCUGAUGAAAAUUAAUCUACCAUUGAUAAACCUGCUUUCUCCGUUUGUUGCUAUAAGAAAAAUCGGAAGUACAUACUCUGACUGAAUUGAAGGGGUUACCUUAUAUACCUAAGGUAUAAUAAACUUGUUUACGCAUACCGUAGCGGUUCGGAAUGAAUGGAACGAAACGAAGGGUUCUCGGCGAGAAUAAUUGAACAUAUUUUGAAUGCUCACUUACCAAUUGCCUUCGCUCUUUUUAGAUCUAUAUUUUUCUGCUUUUACUAUUUUAUCUCUAUCUAUUAUAAAAGAAUAGGACCACUCCAUCUCUUUCCCGUCACGUCAUCAGGAUGUCGUAAAAAGCGACUUAUAAUCUUAUAAUCUCCUUUUAGGCGACAGGCUAGCAACCUGUCACUAUUUAAAUCUCAAUUCUAUCAUUAAGCCAAACAGCUGAACGUGGCCAAUGAGUCUUUUUAAGACCGUUGGCUUUAUCUACCCCUCAAGGGAUAUAGACGUGAUUAUAUGUAUGUAUGUGUAUGUAUGUACUAUUUUAUGUUACAAACUUACAUUUAGUUACUUUCUAUACCUAAAAAUUUUUUUCAGAUAUGUCCUAUCCUAAAAGUAAAUUUAUUUAAAAUCUGUUUUUCAUUUUAAUAUAUUACAAUGUUAAACGUACAUAUGUACUGUACAUUGAAUUUAUGAAUGUCAAUAAAUACAUAUUCCAUACAUAAUGUAAACUAUAAGUUUAUAAUUAAAAUUACUUCGAACAAUUAUAAAAAAUAUACUUGAAACCUAUAACAAGUGUAACUUUUACCAGGCAAUUGAAUUGUUAACGACAUAUUACAAUAAAUAUAUAUACCUAGGUUCGUGUAGAUUCAUAGCUAAUAAUUUUAAACAUUUAUAAACGCCAAAAAUUGUGCCAAAUAUACCAUACUUAGUGAGAUUACGCAAAUUGAGCAAGUAACAAGCGGAAACA